UAUAAGAUGAAUGCUGCCGCUGUGUCAGCUGCCUACAUGCCAGUCCAAUCUCUCGUGAUGAACUUUCAAGGGGAGGCCAAGGCCAGGGACCCUUUCUGUAGGCAGAAAGUCGUGUUCGUGAUGGGCGCCACUGGAACCGGGAAAUCCCGCCUCGCGAUUGAUUUGGCCACCAGGUAUCCUGCUGAGGUCAUCAACUCAGACAAAAUGCAGGUCUACAAGGGCCUCGACAUCGUCACUAAUAAGGUCAAGGAGGAGGAGUGGCGGGGUGUUCCACACCACCUCAUGUCGUUCGUGGACCCUGACUCCGACUUCACGGCCACCGACUUUCGGUAUCAUGCAUCCAAGGCCCUGCAGACAAUCUACUCGCGGGGCCGGAUCCCGAUAAUAGCUGGCGGAUCCAACUCUUUUAUUGAUGCCCUAGUGAACGACGACCCAGAGUUCCGGCUGAUGCAUGACUGUUGCUUCCUCUGGGUCGACGUUUCCUGGCCCGUGCUCCAGUCUUUCCUGUCCGAACGGGUUGACCAGAUGGUGAGGGAAGGGUUGGUUGAAGAGGUGAGGAGCCUGUACAGCCCCGAGGGUGAUUACAACAGGGGAAAUAGGCGAUCAAUUGGGGUCCCUGAGAUGGACCAGUACUUCCGAGCUGAGGCCACUGCUGACGAUCAGACCCGCAAGAGGCUUCUGGAGGCAUGCAUUGCCAAGAUCAAGGAGAACACUAGCAUUUUGACCCAACGGCAGCUCCAAAAGAUUCACCGGCUCAACAGCUUGUGGAACUGGAGUAUUCAUCGGAUCGAUGCCACAGAGGUUUUUUCGAAACGGGGGAAACUGGAGGCUGAUGAGGCAUGGAAGAGGCUUAUUGGGGGGCCGAGUGCCGUGAUCGUCGGCAAUUUCCUGUUCAAUGAGCAAUCCGCGGGCAUUCCAAUAUUGCCUACUACAAGAAAUAUCCAAAGUACUGAGGGUCAGUAACCGUUAGAAAAUCGUUCAAAAAGGCCCUUUUGGAGGGAAUUAUU
This is a messenger RNA of Punica granatum (pomegranate), 1007 nucleotides long. NCBI's taxonomy places the organism in Eukaryota, Viridiplantae, Streptophyta, Magnoliopsida, Myrtales, Lythraceae. The record is from RefSeq and is a predicted model, not a curated record.